CUGCUUUGUCCUCUGUAACCCGCCGUUUUGUCUUUCCCCGAGUCCAGUGCAAUUAAUGAUUCUAGGUUUGUGUAAAAGCUGAGUAAAUCCUACACUACAAAGCUUAAACAUUAUUCCCAUAUCAGUCAGGCUACAGCUAGUGCUCAGAUCAUUAAAACGUUUCGACGAAUUAGCAUCAUAAAAAUUCAAAUGCCUUCAGACCUCUCUGGCUAUGUUUGUGUGGUUACAGGAGCUAGUCGUGGUGUCGGCCAAGGUAUAGCUAUCGGCCUUGGUAAAGCAGGAGCUACCGUUUACCUUACUGGAAGAACACUUUCAGCAGAAAAUGGUAAAGGAGGAGUUAGUCUCCGUGAUACUGCCCAUAUUAUUAAUGCAUCAGGCGGAAAAGCAAUCACUGUUGCUGUGGAUCAUUCUGAUGAUACACAAGUUGCAGGACUAUUUUCUCGUAUUCAUAAAGAACAAUAUGGUCGUUUAGAUAUAUUUGUAAAUUGUGCAUUUAGUGCAACUGAUUAUUUAUUGGAUAAUAAUAAUUCACCAUAUUGGGAAUCUAAACUUCGUCCAAAUGAAGAAUGGGAUUUAAUUAAUCGAGUUGGACUUCGUAAUGCAUAUAUAUGUAAUGUAUUAGCUACACGUAUGAUGAUAAAAUGUCGUGAAGAAUCAAUGGAUUUAACAAAGAAUAAUGAUGAAAAUGUAUAUAAUCAUUCUAACAGUAUAACAACUUCACUUAUUCAUAAUAAACCAUUACCUACAGGAUUAAUUGUAAACAUUUCUAGUUUCGGUGGAAUUACAAGGAUAUUUAAUGCUGCAUUUUGUGCAGGUAAAUCAUCUUUGGAUCGACUUAGUCAAGAAAUGGCACGUGAUCUGAAAGAACAUAAUGCAAAUAUUAGCAUUGUCAGUAUUAUACCUGGACUUAUACAAACAGAAUCAGUUGUUUCAGCCUAUGAAAGUGGCAAUUCAGUUAAAUUGUUUGGAUAUGAUGCCAGUUUAAGAAUGGCUAUGCCAGCUCCUAUUCUUGGUGAUGUAAUUGCAUGUUUAGCUCAACAAUCAAAUAAUAAGAAAUUACUUCAAUAUUCUGGUCAUUGUUUAUUUGCUCCUGAUUUAGCUACAGAAUUUGGUAUAAAAUCAUAUGAUGGUUAUAAUUUUACAAAUUUACGUUCUAUUAAAGGAUUAUUACAAUUAAUUGGUUGGAAACAUUUAGCUGUUUUAUUUCCAGGAUUUGUUAAAAUCCCUUAUUGGUUAAUUGCUAUAGUGACAUCGAAAUUUUAAAGUAUCCCGUUAUUAGUGAUAGUUUAUCUUUUAGCAUUUAACUCAUUUGAGACUGUCUUUUUCUAUUUACAUAAUGUAUAUGAAAUAGAACUAUAUUCAUCCGUCUACUUAUAUAAUUUAUCAGUAGUAUGAUAAACUUUUGCAAUAGUCCUUUUUUAGUUGUUUUUUUUUCUUCGAACAAUAAAUUCUUUGUAUUGAUAAACUACAAUCUCUUUUCCUGUGCUAAUGUGGUAUGGCAACUCGAACUGAUGUACGUACGUACAAAGUUCGACGUUGUUACUGACUGACAAUCUCUUUUCAAUUAACUCUAAUAUUCCAUUAUUUAUAAUUGUAUUACUACUAACAAUACUAUUAUGACUAUUGUUGUUUUACAAUAUAUUCAAAAGGUUUGUAUACACUGUUCAAUGUUUUCAACAUUUAUAUAUCUAUUGUUCAACUGUGAAAUGAUAAAGGCAGCAAUUUUCUAAUUUCUUUCUGUUAUUCGGUAAAAAACAGAUUAAUUUACCUCAUUAUUGUCUAUAAUCAUUAUAUGUAUACUUUUUUUAGUCUUCAUCAUCCAUCAUCUUCUUUAUAUUGAAUGGUCAUCAUCAUAGAUCUUUUUCAUUUCAGAACAAAUUUUUAUUAUAAUCUUGAUGGAAUCUUGUUCUGUGAGCUAGAUGGUUUAGAGCUUUCAUCGUUCUUUUGAACGACAUCAUCGAAUUUCUCCACAUAUGGUUCACAACUUGUUCUGUAAACUUCGAUGUUGAUUAGUUCUUAUUAUAAUCGUAUAAUUUUCAGUUAACAAUAAUAUCAGUUAUUGCUUAUCAUACAAGUUGUUUACGUUUAUUACCUAUUAUCUUACUUGUAUAUGUAUGACAAGUUUUUUUUUUGUUGUUUACUUUCUAUUGUUCUGUUUCAUUAUCCUUGUGGUUAAGUUUAUAUUAUAUAAAUUUCCGUUAACAAAACAACUAUUACGAAAUAAGUUCA
Schistosoma guineensis is the source of this 2229-nucleotide messenger RNA. The record is from the annotation of a GenBank genome assembly. Lineage: Eukaryota; Metazoa; Platyhelminthes; Trematoda; Strigeidida; Schistosomatidae.